This is a messenger RNA of Nylanderia fulva, 2660 nucleotides long. The record is from RefSeq and is a predicted model, not a curated record. NCBI's taxonomy places the organism in Eukaryota, Metazoa, Arthropoda, Insecta, Hymenoptera, Formicidae.
CUUCACGCAGAAGUUUUUCGUACUCGCAGCGAGCCGUAUCCGCGUCGAUUAUCGUGUUUUUAUGCAAAUGAGUUUCGCAAGUUUAUUAUCGCGCGUACGCGGAAAGUGCAAUUUUGCAUCGUCAGUUUCGCGAUCGAUUUAUUCGUUCGUUUGGCUCGCUUCGUCGCGUGCUUAUUUCCGAAGGAGCGAAACAAGUUCGCGGCCGCAAGUGAAGAGGUUAGUGUUCGUCGACGCUGCAAUGGCGCCAAAUUCAUGAUCGAUAACGUGAUAUCAACGCCUGAAAGAGAUUAGAUUUUCAAAGACCCGAAUAAAAAAAAAGACAGCAGCGGUUUCUUCGCGGCACAUUGGAACUCCUGGCUGACCUUAUUAUCUGGGUGAUAACGCAUUGUCAAAAAAGAUGAACACUCCAAGCAGCGCACUUUUACUGCACUCGCCAAUCGAUAAAGAUAUACGAAUCACACCACGAGGAAGCUGUGGCAUCUCGAUCUCAAAAAAUUGGAUACUGAUGCAUGGCACCGCAUUAGGCUCGAUUAUCGACAAGUCUCGCGCGAUAUCGAGGUUCAUCACGAAAAUGGUACCAGGAGAACUCACGCUCACGUCGACGGAACUCGCGAAUGAAUUGAAAUUUCGAGUUUACCGCGAUCCGGAGAUCGACAAUGGUCCUCGAUCAAGCAAUAAUUCGCACGUUCAGGAACAUCUCGGUAACGUCGUGGCCGCUUGGAAGUGUCCACUCCUGACGAAGACCUUCGACGAGUUCUUUAAAACGUGGAACUUUCCGAAAUCGUCGAUUAAGUUCGAUCGAUUUCUGCGACCGAUCUACCUGCUCGUCUUCAUCGCCGAUUCUCAAGGAAAAUCGAUCGUGACAAUUCCUACGGUCAAGCAAGCUCUCUCUUGUCUGCUGGGCCAGGUGGUUCUGCGGAAUCCUAUUCGCGGAUCGACCGUGGAAAUCGAGUCCACGCCCUUCGGCAAUCCCGUAUUCAUUGGCUCGAUCGCACGUGGGGUCAUCAGCAAUGUCGUCGGCGACGAGGACUGCGUCGUCAUGACGGACGCGUACGCAUUUCCUGGUAGCGAGGGUGGUCCCGUCUACGUCAUCUCGCCAGAUUGCAAACGUCGAAUUAUCAGCGGGAUGGUGAUCGCGCCGUUAAGCUGGUGUCGUGGAGAAUGGGUGGAUUACACCUUCGCCGCCAAUCUUGCUCCGUGUUUGCUCAACAUUUUACGAACGAAGGAUCCUUGUUCUUCGAUCAUAAUAAGUUACCAGAAAGAUGAAGCAUUAGAUAAAGGUGUCGUGCUUGUAAGAUGUGGGAUUAAUUGGGGCACGGGUGUUCUCGUGGACAAGAAUACCGGUACAUUUCUGACGUGCUCGCACGUCGUCAGCGAGGCGCCAGAAAGGGAGAUAUCAAUCGAAAUGAGCAGAGACCAGACCAAUUCACGCGCGUGGGCGAAAUUGUUGUAUAGAACCCCGGAGAAUCAGCCUUACGACGUGGCUGUAUUGAGAGUAAAUCCACAGGAUGUGGAUCCUUCAUUGCAGUCGAUACGAUUGUCUCGUGCUCCGGUUGUAAAAGGCGAGCCGGUGGUCUCCGUGGGAUUUCCGUUCUCCUCGUCCAUCCGGCCGACCAUCAGCAGCGGCGUCGUCUCCAAGUCGAUGGACUGCGCGCUCCUGACAACUUGUUGCGCCCAGAGCGGUACCAGCGGCGGGCCGAUAGUCAGCCGCGCGACCGGCGAGAUGCUGGGAAUGAUUGUGUGCAACGCGCUCUCGUCGGACGGUGCCGUCCUGUACCCGCGGAUGAGCUUGGCGGUACCGGCCGCCACGGUGGACCGGCCCUUGCGGGAAUACUUGCGCACUGACAAUCCCGACGUGCUUCGAGCUUUCACAUGCGAUGACGCGAUAGUGCGCAAUGUUUGGAACUUCUACCCUUUGCUGCCGUCUAAACUGUGAAAAAAGAAUACGCAAGAUAACUUAUAAACUCUAUAUAUUCAAGCUCUAAUCGUAUGGUAUCGUUAUUUGUUAUUUAAUCCGUACUAUUCGAGCUAUUUUUAUUGCGACUAUCAUAUUGCGUAGGUAAUAUAUUGGAUUAUUUGCAUUACGGAAUAUUUGUCUGUGAGUCAUGUUGGACCUGCCGAUCUCGAAUUCGACACGCCGUUGUGAACAUAAUCUCACCUUCGAACCCUGAUUGAAUAACAUACGCCAUUGACCGAGUUUAAUAUAAAGAGAAAGUUUUUCGUGACGUUAAGUCGUAGCGAUCGGCACGCAAAGCGAUACAAGUCAAUGAUCCCUUCAUAUUUAUGCUAAAGACUUUGCUGAUGAAUAAUAUUAUCUGCAUAUGUCGUCGCGUAUUGAAUUUUCAAGCGGUAUUUAAUAACGUCGGUGUACAUACAUUUGCAUUUGCCUUGUUAGAAAAUAUGAUUUCUACAAAAAAUUAUUAAAUAUAUAUGAAAAAAUAUAAGAUACAUAUUAUAAAUUGAAAUUAACUUGUAAUAUCUUACUAUUUGUCUCAUAUAUGAUUCUAAUCCUUUUUUGAAAUAGCAUGUAGCGUAAUUCUCAGAUAUACUUGCUUCGCCAUCUGACAAAUGCUCGUACAACUUCCUUCGUAAUAUCUUUGAUCCAUAUUCGCUUCCUGUAUUUAAUUAAACAUAAAAGUUUCUCUAACAAUAGUAUAAUU